UUAUUAAUUAAAAAGUGCUUUAAUUAUCCCGAUAAUUGGAAAGAUCUUUUAAAUUUCAAAUCUUAAAAUAUUAAAAAAAAGAGUGGGAAAAUAAAGAGGUAGAAACAAUUUAUAGAGUAACACAAUAUUGAAAAAAUGCCAGGCAAUGAUGAUGAUGAUGGAUUUGAUGACUUCAUUAAUUAAUUGAAGGAAAAAAAGGAGCAUUUAAAAGUGAAAUUAUAGGGAGGAAGCGAAGAAAUUCGCAAGCCCAAAAAGCCAUUAACUAUCUUUUUAAGAUUCCACAUGGAGAAGUUUAAUUAAAUAAAAAUGAAAAAUCAAGAUUGGACACCUAAUAUGAUAACUCAAUAUUUAAAGAAGCAAUGGGAGAGCAUGAGUGAGGCUUAAAAAGAAAGAUAUAUCUAGACCUACGAAUAGGAUUUUAAAAAGUAUAAUAAGUUAAUUGACCUUUACAACAAGCUCACUCUUAAACCUAAGAAACCUAUUACUCCUUAUUUUUAAUUUUUUUCUGAAAAUAUUGAAGUAUAUUUAAAGAAUUACCCUGAAAAAUCGCAUAAUGAAAUCACUAAAUUGAUUGGAGAUGAUUGGAAUAAUUUUGAUUCCAAAAAAAAAAGUGAGAUGAAAAAAGAUUAUGAAAAAUAGAAGCAACUUUAUGAAGUCUAGUUACAAAAAUUUAAGUAAAGAGAAAAUAACUAUAUAAAAUAUGAUGACUAUAAUCAAAAACUAGAAGAUUAUGAAAAGGAGUUAGAAGAAGAAUUAGAUAAUAUCCGUUCUAAAUUCCCAAAAGUUGCAUCAACCAUUCCAAAAAAGAAAAAUUAGAAAUAGAAUUCAAAAGAUAAAUAAAAUUUAAAGGAUGAAAAACAACAAUAGAAGGAUGAAAGCGAACAAGAAUAGGAAGAUCUUGAAGUGAAAAUUGAAGAAGAAGACGAACAAGGUUUAGAUAAAGAAGAUGAGGAUGAAGGAUAAGAAGAAGAAGAAAAUUUAUCAAAUGAAAGUGAUUAAAAAAGAAAUAAAAGCAAAUCAAAAAGUAAGAAAGUUUAAAAGGAGACCUAAAAAGCUUCAAAUAAUAAAAGAGAGUAAAAAGAGUAAAAGUUAAAAGAAAAAUCAGAUAAUAAAAUAGAUAAAGCCAUUAAAGCAGCAUAAGAAGAGGGCAGAUCAGGAUUAAGAAAGAGGGAAGCAACUAAAUAAACUAAAACUUAAGAAAAUGAAAAUAAAUAAGUAGAAAGAAGUGUAUCUAAAUCCUUAAAAACAAGAUCAUCUUCUAAAAAAGCAUAAGAGCAUACUAAAAUGAAAAGAUCAAGAUCUUAAAUUGCACUUAAACAGUAAUAAGAAAAAGAGGAAUCAAGUAAAUAAGUGCCAUAAGUAGCUAAAAGAUCAUCAUCUUAAUAGUCUUAAAAUGUUACUUCUAAAGAUAGUUAACAAAAAAAAACAAAGAAUUAGGAAGCAUCCAGAUCUUCAACUAGAAUUAAAGAGUAGAAGCUCAAUGUAAAGAAAGAAGCAUCAAAAAAGGUUGAAAAUGAUAAAAAGAAAGAUGAAAAGAAAAAAGAAGUUUAAAGAGAAAGUUUAAAAAAUAUAAAAAUCUUAAAAAGAAAGAAUAAAGAUAGAGAUGCACAAGAUGAUGAAGUAGAAGAAGAUAUCGAAGAGACUGUUCAAAAAAAAUAAAAACUUGUUCAAGAAAAAAUUAUCACACACAUAUUAGGAAUGAGAGAAUAUAGAGGCAAAGUUAAAUAUUUAUUAAGAUUGAAAAAUGAUGAGUAAUACUGGGCUAAGAGAGAUGAUCCUAUUUUUAACGAAAAUAAAAACCAAUAAAAGUUGUCUGUAUUCUUAAAGUAAAUUAAAAAACAAAAAAAGUGA
Tetrahymena thermophila SB210 is the source of this 1851-nucleotide messenger RNA. RefSeq names its product high mobility group (HMG)-box protein. The transcript has a single exon. The record is from RefSeq and is a predicted model, not a curated record. Lineage: Eukaryota; Ciliophora; Oligohymenophorea; Hymenostomatida; Tetrahymenidae.